AUGAAAAAAGUUAAAAAUUUUUUCAGAAAAAUUUUUAAGGGCUCUGAAAGUGAAGAUUCUUAGAAUUAAAAUAAAGAAAAACAAUAAGUAAAGUAAAAAUUUGAAAGUUGUUAAAUAUGCCUUAAUGAGUACAUUGAUAAGAAUGUAUGUUGCUAAAAUUGUCAACUGUGUUCUACUUGUUUAGACUAGUGGUUCAGUUAGUAAAUAAAAGACUAAAUUGGUGAUCCUUAAUCUUAACUUUCUAAUGUUAAGGUAUCUUGCCCUUCGUGCAUGAAAGAUAUUUCUAUAGGACUUUUAAAAAAAUUUCAAAAAAUAUUUAGUAACUCGAUUGAUGCUCUCACUCAUUUUUCUCUUAAAAAAGAUGAUUCCUAUAUCGUAUGCCCUUCUUCAACUUGUAAGAAUAUAGGAUGGGUUGCUAAUUAAUAAUGCAGAUCAGAUUUUAGCUGUACUGCUUGCAAUUAUUAGUGGUAAAAUCCUAAUAAAAUAAGCUUGACGAAAAUGGUUCUUUAAAUUUUCAGUAAAGAUUUUAAAUCUAGAUUAUUUAAAUUCAUAUUCACGAAAAACUGUCCAUACUGCAAUACAUGUAUCUAAAAAAAUGGAGGAUGUAAACAUAUGACAUGUGGUAAAUGUAAGAAAUCAUUUUGUUGGAAUUGCAAAUUACCAAUUCAUAGUAGUUUUAAUCUAAUUUGCACUUUAAUUUGUCUCUUUAAAGCUUUGACAUUGCUUGGACCACUAAAUUUAAUUUUAUAUAAAUGCAACUUCUAUAACUAUUUAUUUUCAUCAUUAGCAAGUUGCUUUAGUCUGAAUUAUUUAAUCUUAUAAUUUGGGAUCUUAAGCGUAUUUUACUUUUUCUUUAGAUGCGUUUAUUAAGUAGCACUUAUUAUCAUCUUUUUUAUUAUUUUUGGGUCAAGAUAAAAAUUAGCUGGAUUAGUUCUUUUAUUUUUCGAUUUGGUUUUAUGGUAUUACUUUACUAGAUGGAUUGAAGUUUUUUAUUUUCUUAUGUUUGGUUUCUAAGCUGGGAUUGUUUUUCUUUUCUAAAUAAAAUGA
This is a messenger RNA of Tetrahymena thermophila SB210, 1047 nucleotides long. RefSeq names its product zinc finger protein. Lineage: Eukaryota; Ciliophora; Oligohymenophorea; Hymenostomatida; Tetrahymenidae. Gene Ontology annotation, molecular function: zinc ion binding; ubiquitin protein ligase activity; ubiquitin conjugating enzyme binding. The transcript has a single exon. Gene Ontology annotation, biological process: ubiquitin-dependent protein catabolic process; positive regulation of proteasomal ubiquitin-dependent protein catabolic process; protein polyubiquitination. Gene Ontology annotation, cellular component: cytoplasm; ubiquitin ligase complex. The record is from RefSeq and is a predicted model, not a curated record.